AUGGCCGAAGAAAAGAUGCAGUUAGAGGAUUGGUUGGACGAUCUAUGUGUCCGAUUUAUCAUCAACCUACCUGAAGAAGAUCUGUCGUCCGUUGCUCGCAUCUGCUUCCAAAUAGAGGAGGCACAAUGGUUCUACGAAGACUUCGUUCGACCCCUUGACCCUACGCUUCCCUCAAUGACACUUCGAAGUUUCAGCCUUCGCAUUUUCCAACAUUGCCCCUUGCUGGCUCCGUUUUCGGUCGAGAAUCAUACAAAGGCUUUUGAGGAGUUCCUGCAGUACAAGACUCGAGUCCCUGUGAGGGGAGCUAUCUUACUCAAUGAGGCUAUGGACUCGACAAUCUUAGUCAAAGGAUGGAAGAAGGGUGCCAACUGGAGUUUCCCUCGUGGAAAGAUCAACAAAGACGAAGACGACCUUGAAUGCGCCGUUCGUGAGGUAUACGAGGAGACCGGGUAUGAUUUGCACGCCGCUGGCCUGGUUCCCAUGAAUAGGGACGACGUCAAGUAUAUCGAGGUCACGAUGAGAGAGCAGCAGUUAAGACUUUACGUUUUCCGCGAUGUACCAAUGGACACCCACUUCCAGCCGCGGACGAGAAAGGAGAUCAGCAAGAUUCAGUGGUACAAACUAUCUGAGCUACCUGCCUUUCGGAAGAAAGGCAACCAGCCUCAAAACGAAGCCGCCGCCGCCGCGAAUGCGAACAAGUUCUAUAUGGUUGCACCCUUUCUGGUUCCUCUAAAGAAAUGGGUCGUGCAACAGAAGAGAAAGGAUGCUGUCAAGGCCGCCAACGAGGCGCACUUCAACCCGUACUCUCUCCAUGAGGAGCCUGUUACUGAAGACGAAGUCUGGCAAACCGAACCCGCGACUGAUGUAUCGACUCGGAUGCCAGGCCUCGAUACUCUGGAGGGUGCAACGCAGGAAUUGCAGCGUCUCUUGAAGGUUCAUCCGACGGCAGCACAAGCAAUUUCGAAACCAGCUUCUCCGGAUAUUGGCUCGGACAAGGGCGCAUCGCUGCUCGCUAUCCUACAAGCCAAUAAUCAAGCAGUCGCCCAAGGUGUUCCAGUUUCGCAGCUCCCUCACACACCCCUGGAUCAUACUAUAAGGCAAGCACCACAGCCUCAAAGCCCUCAUGGCCAACAUCAUCCUCAACAGCGGGCACCGCUGGCGAGGUAUCAAGCUCCUCCGGCCUUCCCCAUCGGGCCAGAUGGAACACCACAGGCGUGGGCGUUCCAUCAGCCUGGAGAUGCUAGCUCUGCUCAUUCUCAAGCCAGGCAGUACGAACCGUCAAUGAUGGGCGGCCCUGCUCAUCUGCCACAACCACCCCUGAGACACCCACAGCCAUUGCCGCCUCAAGCUCAACAGAUUCUACUGAACCGAAACGCGUUUGCCGACGGCACGCCCCCGCCGCCCCCUCAGCAUGCAGAAGGAACUGUCAACCAAUCCAUGGCGAAAGCCCAGUACCAAUCAGCUCACUUCCAGCAGCAAGGCCAGAGCAUGAUGUAUCAGUCCAAGCCGUCCAGCAGUCAGCUUUCUAACCACUCCAUGGCGCUACUAGGAGUUCUCAAAUCGGACACAAGGAUAGCUAGUCCAGACAAGGCUCGCCAAGCAAAUCAGCAGCCUUACGGAUCCGCGCCGUCGGGGCAGAGACAGUCCCCAGUCGAGGUUCAUGGACACGGAGCUGCUCGGGUGUAUCCUCAACCACCUAGCAUGCCCGUCCCUGGAGCAGGCGCAGCACACCCCCAGACAAGUCCAGCCAUGAGAGCCCAGCAGCCUGUCGAUCCUGCGCAUCGAUCUGCUCUUCUUUCAAUGUUCAAGAACCCUGAAGUAAGCUCGCCACCUGCAAAUCAACCCGUCGAACUACCCGGAACCGCCGCUAGCGCUGCUCUUCUGAAGGGAAUCUCGACCGUCAAGGCUAGCAAUCAGGAUGUUCCCAGUCCCGUGUUCCGUGGGGUUCAGCCAGUUUCAAGUAGUCCUCUCAGCAGGCCACCUCAAAGCGCUUCGGAUCCUACACCCAAAGUCCCCUUCCAGUCUUUGUCACUCCAAUCUCAGCUGGGCAGACAUGAGCACAGAAGCCCUCAAUCUACUGGGGGUAACAGCCCGAGAACGAUGGAGAACAAAGUUCUCUAUCAUCAAGGCGCGAACAACACCUCCGCCAUUUACAAUAAUCAUUCGCCUCAGAUGCACCCCAAUCAGAUCCUUCAGCGAGCAGAGAGCAUGAGUAAACCAGUUGGGCCUCGUGCGCCUGCUAUGGCCUCGGUCUUCGGUGUUGACAAGCCAGCCAGUCUGGCCAGCCCACCCUCAGCGUCAGCUCUUCCGGCGCCCGUUGGGCUGCAGCAGAAAUCACAGAUGCCUCCAGAACAGAGGCAGAAGCUUCUGUCGCUUUUCGGCAAGCCUCAGUCGCCGAGCCCGGGGCUUGGCUUUGCACCUGAGGAUAAGGGAAAGGCCAGAGAGAUGACGGCUCCGGACGGGAGCAUACGAUCGCGGGUGGCGUCUCUGGCCUCUGCAAGCGGCCAGGGUGCUCCAGAAGGCCUACCAGAGUCCCGUCGCGGCAGCCAGACACCGAUUUCUCCUGCCGAUCGGAGCUUCUUGCUUGGCUAUCUAGCAUCAGUUGCGAAUAACGCUAAGUAG
Molecule: messenger RNA, 2622 nt
Organism: Colletotrichum orchidophilum
Lineage: Eukaryota; Fungi; Ascomycota; Sordariomycetes; Glomerellales; Glomerellaceae
Exons: 2
Coding region: 1-2622 (873 amino acids)
Biological process (GO): deadenylation-dependent decapping of nuclear-transcribed mRNA; nuclear-transcribed mRNA catabolic process, nonsense-mediated decay
Cellular component (GO): P-body; cytoplasm
Molecular function (GO): RNA binding; manganese ion binding; 5'-(N(7)-methylguanosine 5'-triphospho)-[mRNA] hydrolase activity
Source: RefSeq, a predicted model, not a curated record